Cladophialophora psammophila CBS 110553 is the source of this 657-nucleotide messenger RNA. RefSeq lists its product as uncharacterized. Gene Ontology annotation, cellular component: cytoplasm; nucleus. The record is from RefSeq and is a predicted model, not a curated record. Gene Ontology annotation, biological process: protein modification process; mRNA splicing, via spliceosome. The transcript has 2 exons. The coding region runs from base 1 to 657 and encodes 218 amino acids. NCBI's taxonomy places the organism in Eukaryota, Fungi, Ascomycota, Eurotiomycetes, Chaetothyriales, Herpotrichiellaceae. Gene Ontology annotation, molecular function: protein tag activity.
AUGGCCGACGAUCAGCGUGAGACUGCAUCACCCUCACUUCCGACCACCAAUACUGACCGGAAAGAGCGAGAAUCGCCCAGGGGCGAAGACCGCAGACGCAGCAGGUCUCCUCGACGCGAUAGAGACAGGCGAGAGGAUCGACCGCGGCACAAGGACGCAGGGUUCAGAUGGAAGGACAAACGGCGAGACGACAACGAUUCGAGGCGAGACCACGACUCAGGACUGCAGCGAGGAUACAGAGAUCACUAUCGACCUCGGUCGAGAUCCAGAACUCCACCUUCUCGAAGGCGCUCUCCCAGGAGAGAUGACAGAGAUCGCGACAGGCGACGAGAUCGGGAGGAAUCAGGAUCCCACGAAGAAAAGAAGAAGGAUAAGCUCGACAAGAAAGAGAAGAAGCCAGCGCCGGCAGCGCCUGUGCAGCCGAUGAUUAUUGUCUACGUCAACGACCGGCUGGGCACGAAGAAAGCCAUUCCGUGCUAUCCCACAGAUCCAAUAAAGGACUUCAAAGUUAUAGUUGCCUCGAUGAUUGGCAGACAGCCUCACGAGAUCCUGCUUAAGCGACAGGGCGAGAGACCAUUUAAGGAUCAACUCACUCUCCAAGACUACGGGGUUAGCAACAACGUCCAGCUGGAUCUCGAGGUUGAUACAGGUGAUUGA